This is a messenger RNA of Salarias fasciatus (jewelled blenny), 2693 nucleotides long. It is a transcript of the gene st18, whose product is annotated as ST18 C2H2C-type zinc finger transcription factor. The record is from RefSeq and is a predicted model, not a curated record. NCBI's taxonomy places the organism in Eukaryota, Metazoa, Chordata, Actinopteri, Blenniiformes, Blenniidae. Gene Ontology annotation, cellular component: nucleus. The transcript has 19 exons. Gene Ontology annotation, molecular function: DNA-binding transcription factor activity, RNA polymerase II-specific; RNA polymerase II cis-regulatory region sequence-specific DNA binding; zinc ion binding. Bases 1 to 2676 code for a protein of 891 amino acids. Gene Ontology annotation, biological process: regulation of transcription by RNA polymerase II.
AUGGACCAGUGCAGGAGGGGGCAGAGGAAAGCCCCGGCCGGGACCCCCGGCAUCCACGAGGCCCGGGUCCCAGGGAGCCAAGACCGGCAGGCGCCGGCCCCCUCGGGGCUCCGGACGCCCAGGGCGGAUGAGCUCCCGGCAGCAGAUCAGACGUCGGCCGCUUCCCUCGGCUGGUCGGAGGUGGCGUCCGUCAGCUCUCCUCCUGCCGAGCCCGACCUUCCGUACGGCGGGCCGAGGGACGAGUGGGAUCCGCUGCCUCCGUCCGCCAAGCUCAGCCCGUCCAGAGCGCCCGAGGAGCUUUCCGCCCUGGGCGUGAAGGAGGAGCCCCACCCGGAGGCGGGCGGCCCCGCGGCGCCGGCCGGCCUCUUCCGGGCCCGGGUCCCCGGGUACCUGCCGCUCUCCGCCGAGGACGAGGAGGAAGCGGAGCGGACUGCGCGGCUGGACGGGUGGACGCUGGGCCUCCACGGGGCGAGCCGCGGCAGCGUGAACCUGAGCCUGCUGGAGCAGGCCAUCGCCCUGCAGAGCGAGCAGAGGCAGGUCCUCCACCACGCCUACCGCCACAUGGACCGCUUCCUGCUGGAGCAGAUGACCGGCGAGCGCAGGCACCACCGCAUGAUGGAGCUCAGUUACCCCGGAGGCAAAGAUUCCACACGGACGGAUAAAAAGGACAUCAAGUGUCCAACACCGGGCUGUGACGGCACCGGUCACGUCACCGGUCUGUACCCUCACCACCGCAGCCUGUCCGGCUGCCCACACAAAGUCCGAGUCCCCCCAGAGAUCCUCGCCAUGCAUGAGAACGUCCUGAAGUGUCCCACACCGGGGUGCACUGGUAGAGGACAUGUCAACAGCAACCGUAGCACCCACCGCAGCCUCUCCGGCUGCCCCAUCGCCGCCGCCGUCAAAGUGUCCAAACCUCAGGACGAAGGCGUGAAGUGCCGACAGACAGCUGAGCGCUCAUCAAGAGCGUUUGGCUUCAUGAAGCGGCUGGAGGUGGACCAUGUGGACUACCAGCUCUCUCACCCUGUAGCAGCACUUCAGAACUCUCUCACCAAAGAUCUGGACAAGUUCACCCGCCUCCGCUUCGACUACGCCAGCUUCGACGCUCAAGUCUUCGGCAAACAGCCCCUGAUGGGGGGCUGCCAGGACCUGGAGGCGCUGCACCUCCCCGACUCCCCUCAGAAGUAUCCUGGUUUUGUGGGGCCAGCAGCGGUCCGUCUCUCCUCCUCUGGUCAGUUCAAGAAGGACGAAGGACUCCAGGCGGCGGCGGCCACGGCCGCCAUCCUCAACCUGUCCACUCGCUACCGGAAGAAUGUGGAGGUGGGGGGCAGCCGGCCUCUGGCGUCAUCCACAAAGGACAUGCUCAUCGAGGUGGAUGAAAACGGCACUCUGGACCUAAGCAUGAAGAAGAGCAAAGAAAACUUCAACGUGUCCACCAGGACUCUUCAGGACGAACCACUGUCCCCUCCAGAGUCCACUGCACCCAAAGGGGGCGCCGUCCUGAUAAGCCCUGCCUUCUACCAGCCGCUGUGCGAGCGGGAGAGCUGGAACGGUCACAUCGCCAUCAACUUCAGCAAAGCCCAUGCCGUGGAGGAACCAGAGGAGGACUUGGACCAGCUGUCUCUGGAAGAGCAGCAGUUCCAGGAUGGAAACCUGAUGAGCCAGAAAAAUAAACUUCUGAGGGAUGCCAAGAAGGAGCUGCUCAGCUGUCCCACUCCGGGCUGUGACGGCAGCGGCCACGUCACGGGGAACUACGCAUCACAUCGCAGUGUGUCCGGAUGUCCUCUGGCUGAUAAAACUCUCAAAUCGCUGAUGGCAGCCAACUCUCAGGAACUGAAAUGUCCAACACCUGGAUGUGAUGGAUCUGGACAUGUGACUGGGAACUAUGCUUCACACAGGAGCCUGUCGGGAUGCCCUCGAGCCAGGAAAGGAGGCUUGAAGCUCACACCAAACAAGGAAGACCGAGACGAGCCGGAGCUGAAGUGUCCGGUGAUGGGUUGCGACGGGCAGGGCCACAUCUCGGGGAAGUACACAUCGCACCGCAGCGCCGCCAGCUGUCCGCUCGCCGCCAAACGCCAGAAGGAGUCGUGCGUAAACGGGCUGCCGUUCGCCUGGAAGAGCAACAAACAGGAGCUGCCGCACUGUCCGCUGCCCGGCUGCAACGGCCUCGGACACGCCAACAACGUGUUCGCCACGCACAGAAGCUUGUCGGGCUGCCCGCUGAACGCUCAGAGCAUCAAGAAGAAGCACUCGGAUGAGGAGAUGACCAUCAAACUGAAAACCAGCAGCAGUGUUGAAAACAAAGAGGACGUGCACCAUUUGGAUCAUGAAAUCAAAGAGCUGAAUGAAUCCAACAUGAAAAUAGAAGCAGAUAUGAUGCAGCUCCAAACGCAGAUCUCGUCGAUGGAGUGUAACCUGAAGACGAUGGAGGAGGAGAACCAGCUGAUGGAGCAGCACAACGACGGCCUGCUGAAGGAGCUGGCUCGCCUGAGUCAGGCUCUGAUCAGCAGCCUGACGGACAUCCAGCUGCCCCAGAUGGGACCCAUCAGCGAGCAGAACUUUGAAGCCUACGUCAACACACUGACUGACAUGUACAACAACUCGGAGCACGAGUACUCCCCAGAGUGCAAGGCCCUGCUGGAUAACAUCAAACAGGCUAUCAAAGGCAUCCAUGUUUAAGCUGACCAGCCACUGAG